Messenger RNA from Soboliphyme baturini, 561 nucleotides. The record is from the annotation of a GenBank genome assembly. NCBI's taxonomy places the organism in Eukaryota, Metazoa, Nematoda, Enoplea, Dioctophymatida, Soboliphymatidae.
AUGCGAGCACAUCUGGAUGACGCAUUGACCCGACCCCCGCACGACUGUAUGGCCACAGCCAGUCCCAGUGCGACCGUAGCUCAUGCAGUGCGCAACCUCGUGAACGCCAUCCACUGCCAACCGAUGACCACCCCUGUUGACCACCGAAUAUCCAACCUUUCCGUAAUGGGCAGCGAACCAGGCGACGAUCCAUUUCAGACGUCUCUGUCGAACAGCGGACCAUCCGACUGCUCUUACAAUGAGCAGCAUACGGUGAAGCCGUUAGGCACAGGAGUAUGCCCACUGCCAACCAUGGUCGAAUGCAACCACCAAAGCGGCUGCUACUCUGACGGAGUAUGGAACCCGACCACGGUUCAGAGUCGGCCGCUGACCCCAGACCGCAGACCGAGCGAUGAGUAUCGGUCAACCGCCGAGUUAAGCACUGGCAAAGUGCCUUCGAAGACGUCCAACAAAAGGACGAUUAGAAUAUCUAAGAGUAAGUGUUCCAAAGCUUUUUUAGUCAACCAUAAGGGCAUUGUUUCUUUCCGCUGGUGGUCGACUUCCCGUUUGUUCCGGUUGUGA